CCAUAAAAACACCAUCGUUGGUUCGUUGCCAUCGUCGCACGCUGCUCCUGAACAUCUUCCAAGUUUCAACUUUCCAACUAUACUGAGAGAGUCAAGGUAAUUCUGUGAACAACCGAGUUGUCCCUCUCAAUCCAAUCCCCAUGGCGUCCACAAUUCUGAAGCGGACAAGCUGCUCCGCCAUGAAGUCAAUGGCGGGAAGUCUCCGAAUCGGAGUGACGCCGUUUAGGGCCUUCGCAGCGAAGGUGGAGGCUGGGACUGACAUAGUCGCGGCUGCACCGGAUGUUUCUCUGCAGAAGGCUCGGAGCUGGGACGACGGCGUGGCCUCCAAGUUCUCCACUACUCCUCUCAAAGACAUUUUCAGGGAUAGAAGAGUGGUCAUCUUUGGGCUCCCUGGUGCAUACACAGGAGUUUGUUCCCAGCAGCAUGUGCCUAGUUACAAGAAUAACAUUGGUAAAUUCAGGGAUGAAAAGGUUGAUUCUGUAAUUUGUGUGGCUGUUAAUGAUCCAUAUGUGUUGAAUGCCUGGGCAGAAAAACUUGAAGCGAAAGAUGCUAUUGAAUUUUAUGGGGACUUUGAUGGAAGCUUCCAUAAGACCUUGGGAUUGGAAAAAGAUCUAUCUGCUGCUUUGCUUGGACCCCGCUCUCACAGAUGGUCCGCAUUUGUGGUUGAUGGGAAGGUGAAGGUUCUCAACAUUGAGGAAAAUCCAUCUGACUUCAAAGUUUCUGGUGCGGAGCACAUCUUGAAGCAGAUAUGAAGCUGAGUUAUUUCUGGUACUUCAGCAGCACAGCAGGAGGACCUGUUUAACUCAUAUGCAUCUCUGGUGUUACAUAUGUUAAUUCCAGAGUUAUCUUGGAUGCAUUAUCUGCUCUCUUUUGUUCUUGUCUAUAGGAUCUAAAGUGGGUUCACCUACAUUUUUCUUAGUUUUUCUCUGCAAAAAUCAAAUAAGUUUACCAGUUAAGAGAACUGCAUUUUAAGCCUGCAGCAUGUAACUGAUUCUUGUUGUGACUUUGGUUUGAUCUAUACAUUUGGUUUGCAAUGA
Messenger RNA from Carya illinoinensis, 1037 nucleotides. RefSeq names its product peroxiredoxin-2F, mitochondrial-like. Gene Ontology annotation, cellular component: mitochondrion; cytoplasm. The coding region runs from base 141 to 752 and encodes 203 amino acids. The transcript is spliced from 5 exons. Gene Ontology annotation, molecular function: thioredoxin peroxidase activity. NCBI's taxonomy places the organism in Eukaryota, Viridiplantae, Streptophyta, Magnoliopsida, Fagales, Juglandaceae. Gene Ontology annotation, biological process: hydrogen peroxide catabolic process; cell redox homeostasis; cellular response to oxidative stress. The record is from RefSeq and is a predicted model, not a curated record.